AUGCACGCAACAUUGCAAUACUUGAAAAAGCUUCCAAUCUAUGAUGAAGAAAAGCCCUUUCGGAUUUUUACAAAUUUACCACCGGACGCACUUGAUCAGAGAUACUCAAACCUGGAGUUUGAAAAGAAGGAAGUUACAAUUCAUGACAUCCGAGACCAAAUCCCCGCACCAACCCUUGACGGCAGAGGGUUCGAGGUACGAGAAUGGCCCAGCAGCCUGGACGUUCAUACUAUCUGGAAUAAAGAUGACGUGGAAAACGUGUACCUCCCUGAAUUGGAGACGAUGUUGCGAAAGAAGGACCCAUCAAUACACCGGGUUUUCUUCUUUGACUGGAGGAUAAGACACUCUGAUGGGCCAGGAGAAGAUAGCAUUGACAUCAACGAUCUUGCCACGCAGUUGUCACCCGCAGAGGAGGUGCAUGUCGGUUAG
Molecule: messenger RNA, 429 nt
Organism: Penicillium macrosclerotiorum
Lineage: Eukaryota; Fungi; Ascomycota; Eurotiomycetes; Eurotiales; Aspergillaceae
Product: methyltransferase CmcJ
Exons: 2
Coding region: 1-429 (142 amino acids)
Molecular function (GO): oxidoreductase activity
Source: RefSeq, a predicted model, not a curated record